CUUUACCGAGUUGAUUCGGCUUAGCCGUGGACAUCUCCCUAGACAUUUCUCGUUGAAUCUGUAAAAUAGAGUACAUAACAUCGACUUGUGCUGGGUGAGGUUUUUGCGGUACCAUAUUGUUGCCCGGAGGCCUGUCUCAUACAAUGGCGUCUCAACCUCUUCCCAAGGUGCUUAUGUUCGAUAUUGGCGGCGUUUGUGUCGUCUCGCCCUUCCAGGCCAUUCUAGACUAUGAGGUCGAGCGUGGCAUUCCGAAAGGCUACAUCAACUAUUCGAUACGAGAACUUACACCGAAUGGAGCGUGGCACAAACUAGAGCGCGGCGAGGUCCCGAACGACGCCAACUGGAUCCGUAUGUUCAAGGCCGACCUCGAACGGCCAGAACUCUGGGCGAAGUUCCACCGCGAAAAGCACAACAACGCCAACCCGCCGCCGGUGCCAGACAUCGACGCCGAGGCACUGUACUGGACCAUGAUGAGCAUGUCUCGCAAUCCCGACCCGUACAUGUAUCCGGCCCUCCAAAAGCUAAAAGCAUCUGGCAAGUUCAAACUGGCGGCUCUCUCAAACACCACAGUGUUCCCCGAAGGCCACGAGUUCAACAAGGUCGGCCCCAACGACGUGAGGCAUUUCUUCGAGAUUUUUGUCAGCAGUGCUCACGUGGGCAUGAGGAAACCGAAUCGCGACAUAUACGAGUACGCCUUGGGUCAAAUACGCCAGACGUGGGGUCAAGAUAUUAGAAAUGAAGAUGUCGUUUUCCUGGACGACAUUGGGGAGAAUCUCAAGAUGGCGCGGAGUCUUGGUGUUCGGACCAUCAGGGUCUUUCUCGGACGAACCCAAGAAGCGGUCAAAGAGCUGGAACAAGUGACGGGUCUGAGUUUGUUGGCUGAGGGUGAGCCAAAGGCCAGAUUAUGAGCGUGGACCGUUUGAGCUCGUGGACGAAAUACACGGAGUUCCGGGUCAUGCUUUGGUAAACAUCGGGGUAAGCCAAUUCUCGACAAUAGACAGACCACGUAACAACAGUAGAACCAAAGAUCGGGUAUGUGCGAUUGCUAUGUGUUC
Exophiala oligosperma is the source of this 1055-nucleotide messenger RNA. RefSeq lists its product as uncharacterized. NCBI's taxonomy places the organism in Eukaryota, Fungi, Ascomycota, Eurotiomycetes, Chaetothyriales, Herpotrichiellaceae. The record is from RefSeq and is a predicted model, not a curated record. Bases 144 to 908 code for a protein of 254 amino acids. The transcript has 2 exons.